AUGGCGCUCAACAUUGAACCCCCAACAGGCAUUUUCCCGGCUGCUGGUGGAGAGAUCACCUUCCAAAUUCACUCACUCGCUGACACCCGCCUCGCUUUCAAGGUGAAAUCCUCGGACAACGACCAUUAUCGAGUUCGACCGGUGUACGGAUUUUUGGCGGCCAAGCAACAGCAAUCACUGCAAAUCUUGCGUCUCGAAGGAUCGCCAAAGGAGGACAAAUUCGUCGUGCAAUGGGCCGAGGUGCCCGAUGAGGAGACCGAUCCACAGGCUCCAUUCAAGGCGGGCGCACAAAGUGGCGAAGUGAUUCUGCCGGUGAAGGCCGAA
Molecule: messenger RNA, 324 nt
Organism: Mesorhabditis belari
Lineage: Eukaryota; Metazoa; Nematoda; Chromadorea; Rhabditida; Rhabditidae
Source: the annotation of a GenBank genome assembly